UUAUUGUGGUCUGGAGCUCUCCCCGCCUGCCCAAACCCUAAUAAUAACUGCGAACUCUGCGAGCGUGAAAUAGUUUUUCCUCAUAAUACGUCUGGCGAGAGUUGAAUUAUUGUGAGUAAAUCGUUUCUCUGAUUUAAUGGGAUUUUACGUUGGUGGAAGAAACAAACACGAUGUGAUGAUGGAAGGGUAGAGGAAGAGGAGCUGCCGGUGCUAUGGAGAGGACAGGGCUUGCAGCAGGUGUGGAGAAGCCACCUGUGGCCCCUAAGCCAAAGGUUUUUCCACCACCAAAACCAAUUCUACAUCCAGCUUCAAAACACACACCUAACCUGGAAAUUUCCCAGCCACUAAAAAGCGCUGUGAAACCUGCUGUUGCACCUAAACCGUGUCUUUCUAAAACCUCUGCAUCUCCAUUAGAGCCUAAGCCCCUCGUGGCUAACACUAAGUAUCAAGAAAAGUCUGAUAUCACUAGGCAUGUGGGUUUACUGAAUUCCAGAAAUGGACCUUUUUCGGAGCUUAAAAAGCCAGAAUGGGAUUACGUCAUUCCAAUUUGUGUUUGUGCCAAAGGGAAGUGUGAUGAAUGCUCACCUAAAGAAAACAACAGAAGACCUGUCCAGAAUGGAAAAUGUGUUGAACCCUGUGUGAAUAAUAAACCUGAGGGGGGAAGCAAGACUCCCACACCAAGGGCUCUAACCAAACCUCAUGUAACAGAGGCUAACCGAGGUCAGGCAGUGACCCCAUCUGUUAAGGACUUUGUACAAGGCUCUUCCAGUGAUCAGCCAAGGCAAACAAGAGUAAUCCAUGGCCAGAGCCCUAUUCAGAAUCUCACUGUAGCUAAUGGAUCGGUAGGUUCUGAGAGACACGCAACUGAAAAACCUCAAAGCAGUGUUGAUGGUGCUCAUGUACCUCCAGCAACUGUCAUUGGCUCAUCACUGAAAAUUUCAGAGCAAGUUUUAACGAACAGCAUACAGCAUGGACAGAUUUCUGGUAAACAAAAUGACAAUUUCCCCUCUGUCGUGGCCCCUGUUACAAAGCCAAUACCACCACUGCCUACACCAAGGAAACCCAAAAACAUUAGUGACGUGACCUCAGAGGAUUCACUGGGCUCUGCUAAGGCGAGGCUUAAUGCCGUAAACAUGAAGCAGAGUAUACCAGCCCUGCCACAAAAAGGAAGACCACCAAUUACUCCCUUAAAAUCUCCUACAAAUGAGAAGAAAUCCACUAGAGGAGUUGCUGAAACCCAAUGUGACAAUGUGGCUUAUCCACGCUGGAGGUCCCCUUUUUCAGAUCAAACACAGGACCAGGAUGUGCACCAUGACAGACUCUCCGAGGAUGCUGCAAUGCACAAAAACCAGCAUCCCACAUCAAGGAAUCUGCCCAAACAACCAAAAACUAAAACAAUCAUAGCAACGGAAGUCUUCCAAUCCCCACAAAAAAACGAGGAAACCAAGCCUGAAAAAGAAAUCCUUCAGAGCAAUAACAAACACAUGGAAUGUGGUCUCCCUAUCCCUGCUGAAAGAAAACUGGGAGGUAAAGCAAGUCAGAAAAUGGUGCCCAACUCUGGAAAGCAGGAACCUAGCAACAGCACGCCAGAAAACACACCAGCUAAAAGAUCUGGCAUGAAUCUGAAGCCCAAAGCCAAGUCUUUCUCCCCAGGAGACAUGCUUCAGAAGAAUACAUCCCACCAGAAAAUAAUGGAUGUUGACCUUCAGAUGAAAAAAGCCAAGGGAAUGCAGGCUCUUAAUUGUACCUCAGUCAAGGAUGAGCAGUCAGUGGAGGAGGAUUGGCGGGCUAACAGAACCCAGAAUGGAACUCACAUUCAAAUACCAGAGUAUAAAAUGCACCUACUCAUAGUCCAUAGCAAAGAGCCAGUCUCCAAGCCAAAGUUCAGUAGCUCAUGCCAUUCAUUUCCCAAAGAACAGAGUGUGGAUGAAGAAGACUUUGUGGGAGAAACAGAAUAUGAUCAUCUAUAUGAGGAUAUUCCGGGUUAUGUGGACACUUUUCCUCCUACUAGUCCAGGGAUACAGACCCAACAACAAAGGAAAAUCCAGCGAAGACAGUUAUCCAGUAAUGACGACAGCCUGUAUGAAAUAUUAAACGUUCCUGGAGAAUGCACUGAUACUGAUAAAAGGAAUGUGUUUGAAAGGAUGGUAAGCUCAGAUGACUCUCAUUCAGAGGAAGAAAUUGAUAGUGGCUCUGAAGAAGAAGAUAUCAGUUCAUACUCCGAGAAGGGCCGGAGUCAGGAUGAUGCCAAGAGGACCAAACUGGCUCACAUAGCUAAGGAGAUCAUGAGUUCUGAAAAAGUGUUCGUGGACGUGCUGAAGCUUCUCCAUAUUACUUUUCGGGAUGCGGUGGCAAAGGCCUCCAGUCAGGCUGGGAAAGCUGUGAUUGAGGAGCGCAUACUACAGCAGAUCCUGUUUAUGCUACCACAGCUGUAUGAGCUGAACUGUAACCUACUGAGCGAGCUGGAGAUCCGCGUGGCAAACUGGAACGAACACUCAACUGUAGCUGAUAUCUUUUUAAAGAAGGGGCCGUAUCUAAAAAUGUACUCCGCUUACAUCUGUGAGUUUGACAAGAAUGUGACUCUACUGGAGGAGCAAUGCAAAAAGAACCCAACGUUUUCGAAAGUAGUUCGGGAAUUUGAGAGCAGUCCUUGCUGUGCCAGCCUGGCAGUGAAACAUUAUAUGCUGAAGCCUGUUCAGAGGCUUCCCCAAUACCAGCUGCUUCUCACAGAUUAUUUGAAGAAUCUUAAUGAAAACUCUCCAGAUUACAAAGACACACAAGCUGCCCUGAAGUUAGUAAAGGAUGUGGCAAGUCAUGCCAAUGAAACCAUGAGACAUGGGGAUAACUUCCAGAAGUUGAUGCAAGUGCAGUGCAGUUUGGCAGGACAUCAUGAGAUUGUACAGCCUGGGAGGGUCUUUUUGAAAGAAGGGACCUUGAUGAAACUCUCUAGGAAAGACAUGCAGCCUCGAAUGUUCUUCUUAUUUAAUGACCUGCUGUUGUACACCACACCACUCCAGUCAGGCCAGUUCAAACUAAACAACACGCUGUCAUUGGCUGGAAUGAAGGUCAGUAAACCCAGUCAAGAAGGUUAUCAGAACGAGCUGAACAUUGAAAGUGUUGAACGCUCUUUUAUUCUCUCUGCCAGCUCCCCUGCUGUUCGAGACGCAUGGCUGGAGGCAAUCUCCGCUGCUAUUGACAAUUACACCAAGAAAAUUAUCUCUUUCAGCUCAACCAAAAUUCAAGAAGAGGGGGACAAAGAGGGUUUGGACACUGCAGCUCAGCUGGGCUCCAAGGCUCCUAUAUGGAUCCCAGACCUGCGAGCCACAAUGUGUCUGAUCUGCACCUGUGAGUUUUCUCUGACCUGGAGGAGACAUCAUUGCAGAGCUUGCGGGAAGGUGGUCUGUCAGGCCUGCUCAACACACAAGUACCCUCUGGAGUAUCUGAAGAAUCGACCCGCGCGAGUGUGCGAUCAGUGCUUUGAGAUUCUGCAGCACAACAGCUCAGCAGGUAAUGGCGUCAUCUCUCCAAAUUCUAAACCUGGUGGCUUUCACUUAAGAAAGCAGAAGAAGAUCCCAGCGGCCCUGAAAGAGGUGUCAGCAAACACAGAUGAUUCGUCCAUGAGUGGCUAUCUAGAGAGGAUGAAGGCCAAUAAGAAACAGUGGAAGAAGUUCUGGUUUGUCAUUAAGAACAAAGUGCUCUACACUUACGCUGCCAGUGAGGACAUUGUAGCCCUGGAAAGUCUGCCUCUGCUUGGCUUCGCUCUCUUAGUAGAAGAGUCUGAAUCCUCUCAGCAGUUCAGGCUUUGCCACAAACAGAAACUCUUCUAUAUAUUUAAGACAGAUGACACUCAUAUCUACCACAGGUGGAUAGAAGCUUUCCAUGAGGCCACGGUCCUUUAGCCUUAAGAGCAAUCACUGCCAGCACAGCUAGUAGAAACUGUUCCUGAUGCAAAACACAAUACUGAAACAUUUGAAUAACUGUUCAUGCUGCAUUGUCUUACACAAGUAUCUUUUACAGUUGUUUGUAUAGCAUUAAUAAGAGACUCUUCUGUCAGUCCGUAUCAUAAGGAUUCAGUGUUUAGUUUAACUGUGACUGUGAUCUGUCUGGAAUUAUUUAUGCUGACUUUGUAUUAGAGUUUGAGGUUGUAGCUGUUCAGAAAAGCUUUAUUUUCCUUAUCAUAUGUAUAUAUUGUAUUUGGUGUGGAAUGUAUAACUGGUGGAGAAACAUCAAACCGUUAUUUCAAUUUCUCUGUACUAAAUAAAUGUAUUUUUUCAUACAAGGUCCA
Molecule: messenger RNA, 4285 nt
Organism: Pygocentrus nattereri (red-bellied piranha)
Lineage: Eukaryota; Metazoa; Chordata; Actinopteri; Characiformes; Serrasalmidae
Product: FYVE, RhoGEF and PH domain-containing protein 6-like
Exons: 21
Coding region: 213-3899 (1228 amino acids)
Cellular component (GO): cytoplasm
Molecular function (GO): guanyl-nucleotide exchange factor activity; metal ion binding
Source: RefSeq, a predicted model, not a curated record